Messenger RNA from Prorocentrum cordatum, 3507 nucleotides. The record is from the annotation of a GenBank genome assembly. NCBI's taxonomy places the organism in Eukaryota, Dinophyceae, Prorocentrales, Prorocentraceae.
AUGGGCAAGCGGGCGAAACCCGAACCCAGCGGCGCCAGCCAGCUUGCGGGUCGCGGCGGCGGCACUGUGGGCCGCGGUGGUGGCGCGGGGGGCCGUGGUACUAAGAAGUCCAAGAUGAAGGCCGCCGCCGAGACGUCGAAGGAGUCCCAGGUCAUAGGGCCGUUGGUAAUCAGGACCAAGAGCGUCGACCUCACUGGCCCCAAGGGUUCCUGCGGACGCUGUGGCUUCAAGGAGGACGCCGAGCAUCCGUUCCCCGACGUCAAGUUCCCAGGUGGGGAGAUCAAGAAGUUCCCCUUCGGCUGCUCAUUCCACGUCCGUGGCUUUGUGAAGGGGAAGUUUUGGAUGGAUUACACUUGGCCUACUCUUUGCGGGGCUUGCGAGAAUGACAGCGAGUUGGCCGACUCCUUCGAGGCGUGCUGCCAGGCCGCCGACGGAAAGCGCUUCUCGGCCACGUUGCCGCAGGACGUCACGAUGGGCACGCAGACUGGCAUCACGGUGUACUCGGACUGCGUCCUCAUCACAGACGCCCAGUACCAGACCGACAUCGCCCCUGCAGGGGCGCAGAGCUUAACGCCGCAGCAGGCAGGGGAACGUGCCACAGAAGUGCAGAACGAGCACAAGGGUGAUGCGGUCACGGGGACGCUAGCCUUGGAUGCGACGUCGCCUUAUCUCAAGGUGCGCAGGUUCACCACCACCCUGAACACCCGCAGCGAGAAGGCUCUGUCGGCCGACGAUUGCUGCCGUGAGGGCGCGGCUUCGUCAUUGGAGGAGGCCGCCAACAAGCUCAUGCGCGAGCAGAUGCCCAUUACCUUGAGGGGGAAUGUUGGGAUUCCGACGGUGGCCGAGCUCAAGGCCAGAGCCUUGGGUGCGGCGCGGGGCCUCGGGCUGAUUACCGAUCCGACUCCUCCAGCAGCUCCGACGGGGAAGCUGGCCAUCGCCGACGGCAGCGUCGACGACGGCGGCGGCGCGGCCGCGCUCCCUCCAGGCGACGUCGGCGCGUCGCAGGGUCCAGCGUCGCUUGGACCAAACACCGACGACACCAGGCCGCCCAGGUCCGCGUUCGACAAUGCCAUCCCAGUGCCUGAUUCGGUUCCAGCUGGCGCUGCCCGUGGCUCCAUGGGCGACGACGCGGGGCCGCUGCCGUCAGGUGCCAGCGACCACAGCCGCGGGGCCUCCUCGAUGAUGACAUGGACGCCGCCGUCCGUCAAGAAGCCUGGUGUGGCAAACGACGCUUCGGAGAAGGCGAGGCUGAAGGAGCUCAAGGAUUCGAUCUCCUUGGGGCGCAUCCUCACGAAGGGUAAGGACCAUGGCAUCGGUGAUAAGAUCUACGCGCUUCGGCGCUGGAAGCCUGAUAGCGACGUCUUGGGCGGCGAGAAGGACAACUACCUCAGCGACAUCGACUGGUGCACGACUCUGGGUGGGAAGGCCAUCGAACAAAUGGGGCAGGAUACCCGCCUGCGGCUGCUCGGGAACAUCAAGCACGUGGACCUCUCGGACGCGGUUCCUUUCAAGCUGCAGCUCUGCGCGGUUGCGGCCAAGGAGAUGUUCGACGUUGGAGGCAAGGUCGAGAUCUGCAUUCCCUGGGAGCAGUGCGCGGGCGAGUUUUCGAUGCUUCAUCCUCGGUUCUCGGCUGCUGGGGUGCCUGACGCAGAACUCGUCGAGACGGGAUGGACGUUCUUCAUCAACAAUUUGGUUUUGCCGUACACCAAGCAGGAUAAGAUCCACAACUCGUGGAUGAUGGACCUGAUCGAUCAAAUCCUUCCUCGCGUCAAGUCCGAGGCGGUUCGCGAGGAGGCUGGCGUGUGCAAAGACCUCGCGAAGGAGAUCUACGUGCACGCCGAGCCCCUCCGCAUCCUCAUAGACCCCUCGCCCACAGCGCUGCUGGAAUGCGAUAUCAGGUCUGAAGUUCGCAAGUUCCUUCGUGAAGAAGCUGGGCCUGAGCGGCGCGUGGUCGCGACGACCUUCGGCUCGAAGUGGAAAGCGUGCCUUGAGGAGUACAACCGUUCCUACCACACCGACGUGAAGUACGGCGAGAAGGUCUCCUCCGUGGAACGGGUGCUCGGGGGCGUUAUCAAGACUCUGACCGUUCAAGACAUUUCUUCGAUCAUCGCGAACCUGAAGGAGUGGGGCCCGUUGUUGCGCCUGGGUGCUGCGAGAAACAUCAUGAACCAUUUCCGCGACAAGCUGGAGGACUUUAUCAAGAAAUCUGUGCUCGCGUCGGACAUCGGACACCAGGCGGUGCCAGAUAUCGAGGGAGUGACAAAGUUGAACUUGGAGUUCCUCGAUCUCCUGAGCCUCACCCCGAAGCUGCGUGCCAUCUCUGAGGACACGGUCCAAGCAUUCAACAAGAUCUAUGCCGACCUGGAGAUGUUCCAGGAGAAGGUGUACAUCAAAGGCAAGAGCGACAAACUUGUGGAGGCUUGCGACGCCUACGAUCCCAAGCGCGAUGAGACAGUGCAGAAGGUUGCCGCCGCUUUGACGGAAUCUCAAGGCACGCACUUCGGCUCGGGCGAGGUCGUCGCCAAGCUCAUCGGAUGUGCUCGGACUUGCUUCAACCACGUUGUGCAGAUGGGCCUCGACUUCACCGCAGAAGACGAGACAACUGAUACCUGGGCCGAGACCGCCGAGAUGAUGAAGAAGAUGCUGGCAGUGGCAGCUGGCGCGGUCAAUCGCAUCGGGGAGUUCGACGCUGACGCGCGAGAGAUCCACAGGCUGGUGGUCACCAAGAUGAUGCUGAUCCAAUUGGUGCUGUCCAUCGGAGCCGUCACCGCCCGCAAGCCGUUCGCCGACUUGCACGUGGAUCUUGCUGAUGACGCGCAGGAGGAUCCCGAGCAGCCGCAGGGAGAGGGGGCCUCGACCACGCAGGGUGCGGAUGGCUCGGACGGGGCCGACGGCAAGAAGACGCCCGAGGUUACGAUACUGGCCGACUUCAAGGCUUUCGAGGUCCUCGCCAAAGUGGCAAUCAAGACAGGCCGCGACUUGCUCAAGGAGUUCUCGACGGUGUACUGGGACCUGGUGGCGGACGCCACGGAGUACGCUGUGAAGGAGAUGGAUGCCUUGAGCGGCGGCAUCAUGAACGGCGGCGGCAAGAGCUGGACGGACGGCGCCUCCAGCUUGCAGAACUGGGAGGAGGUCCUGACCCAGAUCAAGGCCACGCUCUUCAAGCAGAAGGGCUUGGCAACCAAGGCGCGCGCGCUGAAAGGCGACAUACUCAAGCAGCUUGGCGAGCUCAAGAAGACGGCCGACGAGCACGGCAAGAUGAGCGAGUUCGGUGGCCUCGAGGCGUCGGCGCUCAAGGCCGUGGGCCGCGCGGGGGCCACGCUGUUCGAGGCGCGCUUCGCUCAGCUCGUCAAGGGCGGAGUCCACGCGAAGGACCACAAGGAGAGCUUGCUGGCGUUCAGGGAUGAGCUGCACGACGCGAAGUACUUCAAGGAGAAGGACAUCCACCCAGUGAUCGCGGCCAAGCUGGAGGAGAUGCUCACGCAGGCCUUCAACGACACGUUGUAG